AACUUUCCAAUACAGCAAAAUUGCAUGUAUAUUGCAAAAAUUAUCAUCGAGUAUAGUUUUCUUCCCAAUAUAACUCAAUAUUCAGGAAUACUCUUCGCACGUUCGUGGUGUAAAAUCAACCCAAUCGGAACUUCUCGUCCAUCAAGUCAAGUUUUUGAAUAACCAAGUCUCGACGAUGUGGUAUGACGUAAAUGUCUUCGUAAGAACAAGACGGUGAGGCGUGUUUUAAGGUUGAACGUCCGUUGUACAUGGUUGUACCACGGUCGACCGGGUGAAACUUGUACCGUCCCUUUGGCGUUCUUCGGUCAACCGUUCUUCUCAAACUCCUAUGUAGAACCAGCCGACUUAAAGAACCUUGGACAAAUAAAAACGCGCCCAUGUUUGAUUUAGAGAGCAUAGGAUUAGACUAAUUGGACAACGAGGUUAUCGCAUUUGAAUCGCCUUGACACUUGUAUCUGAUCAUUGAGCCGUCUGGGCAACUUUGACAGCAUGCCCUGGCAUAAUUUAUCCGAAUUUAUCCCGUGGAUACUCGCGAUCUUUUUCGUCCUGUUCUUAAUUGCUUGCUGCUCGUGGCUCUACAGAUGUGUACAGAAAUGUGAGGAUCAAUGCCCUGGUAUAUUACCAGCUCGAAGCCCAUACAACCCAAACUCUCCCAUGACGCCAUUCCCUAACAUCAGACACACGAGGAACUGCGAGAGUACAAGACGUAUGACAAUGCGACGGGCGACCCAAGAAUCAAAUAAUGAGCCAUCGGGUAGUAUCAUGUCCUCUACGUCGAUUGUUCAUUAUCAUGGACCGAAAUCACCACCCUACGCAGAGCGCCCUCCACCGCCCUCUUAUGAAGAGGCUUGCGGUUCCGGUGUCCCCUCCCUAUCGCAACAGCAGGCUACGAGUGCCGCAAUAAUCGAUACUGAACCGAUCCCGACUGAAAACAUCGAAUCGGUGUCAGUGUCGAGUGUGCCUCACUCUGAUGUACGUGAUGUCGUCAAUGACUCGGUUGUCAUUGAUAUCCCACAAGACGAGCCACUCAUAAAUGACGAUGACGACGAUGACGACGACAUGGAAUUACAAGAUGUCGUCAUUGAACCAACAGCAUUGGAAACAGCUAAUAGUGACGUCAUGGAGACUGGUGAUCACGUGUUACUUUGAAUAUUGAUAAACUAUGGAAGUAAUGGACCCGUCUGGGGAAAAUGAGCAUGAAAGAAAAUAAUUAUUUAUUAAAAACACUUUAAGAAUUGAAAGUUCAAGAUGAUAGGAGCAUGACCAUCCUAUAGGGUCUGUAUACUAUGGUGGCCCUGAAGGGACAUCGGACAUCGCACAUCGCAAUCUUUGCAAAUUGGCGAUGUGCGAUGCCCCUUCAGGGCCAUCAUAGUACACGUUUGGUUAUGGCUCUGAAAACAAUUGGCAAUAAAAACUUACGUGGCAAGAAGUCACAGUAGAUUUGCAAUGCAUUUUGAGAAACACAAUACAAAAAAUAAUUUACGCUUCGCAGAUUGUGUAUUCAUAGGGAUUUCUUACAUAAGUUACUCACGUUGUACACAAUACCGAGACAGGAGGUGGAAAUAGUCGGGUACUUCGUUGUGUAUUGUUUAUUGCGAAUCCAGUGUGGAGUGUACAUGCAGGGAACCUGACCGACACCGCUGUAUGGAUGGUUUGAUUCUUUGAAAAUAAGUUUUGAUCCUCAGAGUUUGUGUGUAACAUCAAAUCUUACUUACUAAAUUUUGUGCCAUCAGAAUACCACUCAAACAACUUACAUUACUUGGAAUUUGGCUCAUAGUCUUUGUACAUAUGUAUGGGAUUUAAGACGUGUGUUUCAAUGUGGUAAUGCCGCCAUCUUGCUUGGUAGAUUAUAUUCUUUUGAGAACAUGUCUUGCUGUAUACUACCGCAGAGUAGAGUUUCGGAAUUCGUGAGACUUGUUUAUUUUGUGUGUGUGUUUUCUUUUAGAAAGGAAAACCAAAGCUUGGUAAAUGUGCAUCACCGAACAGUGGCCAUUGUUUUUUCUUUUUAAGAUGCCCUUUUUAUUUUGUAAGUGAAUGUUUGAGAAUAUUUGAUGGUUUAUUGUAAAUGUCAUUAAUAUCUCAUCCAUGACUACGGUGAACACAAGCAACAACUUUAAGCCGAAGUUUUAAUUAAAAAUUCCAAAUAUAUAUCGGUGACAAGUCUUUGUUUACGUAUUUAGCACAACCAUUUUGCUUUGUCACGAUCCCAUUAGCAUGUAUUUUAAUUAUGGCGUGUCCCGGAUGUUUGUGAGUUUAAAGGCAUUUGACACCUUUGACACCUGAAGACGCUCAGAGUAUACCGAUCGAAACAUUGAGUCGUUAACUAUUUACUUUUCAGAACCAACACUACUCAAAUCCACCUUAGUUAUGUAUAGAUGUAAAAUAGUCGAAUGAUAACAUGGUGACAUGUCAGGGUUGAUAGGAGGUAUAGAGCGGAAACUACAUUUCCU
Molecule: messenger RNA, 2450 nt
Organism: Asterias rubens (European starfish)
Lineage: Eukaryota; Metazoa; Echinodermata; Asteroidea; Forcipulatida; Asteriidae
Exons: 3
Coding region: 490-1149 (219 amino acids)
Source: RefSeq, a predicted model, not a curated record